CAUCAGGGAUCCCUUCACUAUCUUCUAUUCACUCUGCGUACGCUGCCUUUCCGUUUCCUCCUUCUGAAUCAACGAACAAGACGGAGCGAGGAGGAGGAGGAGGAGGAGGAGGAGGCGGCGGCGGCGGCGGCUUGCUUAUUUCAUCCACGAAAUUGUCUGAUCGAUCCAUUGGUCGGUCAAUCUAUCGAUCGAUCUAUUCCUUCGAAUGACGAUUUCAGUCUCGAAUCAUGUCGGAGCAAAGCAUCCUGCUCUCGCAGCUGCCAAUUUAACCACCAGCAACCGAGCAUCCGUGUCAAGAGCCGCAUCUGUUGCUGUAGCUGCCAAACUGAACCAGAACAAGCAACAGACGGAGCGAAGAAACGAGGCGGCGUGGCCUUUCGAGAUGAUGGCCAACGACCUUGCCUCUCGUCUAGGUCACGACAUCGCCGAUGCCCACCUAGAGCGCCUCUUCAGUAAACAGGUCGUCGGGGGAUCCUCCCCGCCUCCCGGCAGAGAUCCCUUUUGUCGCCGCCCUGCCCGCGUCGCCUACCAGGGCUCCCGCGGUUCCUACUGCCAGGAGGUCGCCGCCCGCGCCUUCCCCUCCUCCGCCGCCGCAGCCACCCUCCUCCCCUGCUUCCUCAUGGAGGAUGCCUUCACCGCCCUCGAGGACCUAACCGCAGACUGCGCCGUCGUCCCCUUCGAGAAUUCCCUCGACGGACCCAUCGACCGUAACCUCGACCUCCUCCUCCGCCACCCAAGCGUCCGCAUCCUCGCUGAGCUCGUCCUCCCCGUCAACCACUGCCUCCUCUCCCUCUCCGGCGCCUCCAAAUCUGCCCUCCGCCGAGUCGUCAGCCACCCGCAGGUGCUUUCCCACUGCCGUCGGAGCCUGGAAGCACUAGAUCUCAAAGUCGACGAAGUUACCAGCACCGCCGACGCUGCACUUUUCGUGGCGGAGAACCAGGUCGCCGACACAGCGGUGAUCGGUAGCCGGAUCGCCGCGCGCGAGUUCGGCCUGCGGGUACUCGAUCCCAAUUUCCAGGACCUCCAGGUGGCCGGUAACUUUAACCGAUUCUUCCAGCUCGGACUCUCUACUGCUGCCGAGACGGCGUACUCGGCCCCAGGGAAGAAGAAGACCACCUUGGCCUUCGCGCUCGAUGGCGGGCCGUCGGAUCUGUUCUCCGCGAUGUGGAUCUUCGAGAGACACGGCGUAAGGGUGGCACGCGUGGACCACCGGCCCAACCGCGAGAGGCCGCUCCGGAUAGUGGACGUGGCCGGAGAGAAGGUGGCGUACUUAGAUUACGUAUUCGUGAUGGAUGUGGAAGGGAGCGCAUCGGACGCCGCCGUCGAGGCCGCGAUAGCGCGACUGACGGAGAUCGCCACCUUCACACGCGUGCUCGGCAGCUACUCCUGCACUGGCCACUCACGUUGAAUUUAUUUAAUAAAAUUUUCAUGAGUCGCGGUAAACGAGCCCAGCCUAACCGAGUUUACACGCCUUCAAAAUUAUUUCAUAAGAUAAUCGAGCCAAUCCAAUCGAGCAAACCUUAAAAUGACUAAGCCUUUAAAAUAAUUAUUCAAACUUAACUUCAUUUAUUUUUUAUAAAU
Zingiber officinale is the source of this 1581-nucleotide messenger RNA. RefSeq names its product arogenate dehydratase/prephenate dehydratase 6, chloroplastic-like. Gene Ontology annotation, cellular component: chloroplast; cytoplasm. Gene Ontology annotation, molecular function: chorismate mutase activity; arogenate dehydratase activity; prephenate dehydratase activity. The coding region runs from base 206 to 1408 and encodes 400 amino acids. The record is from RefSeq and is a predicted model, not a curated record. Gene Ontology annotation, biological process: L-phenylalanine biosynthetic process. The transcript has a single exon. NCBI's taxonomy places the organism in Eukaryota, Viridiplantae, Streptophyta, Magnoliopsida, Zingiberales, Zingiberaceae.